Venturia canescens is the source of this 3048-nucleotide messenger RNA. RefSeq lists its product as uncharacterized. The record is from RefSeq and is a predicted model, not a curated record. The coding region runs from base 233 to 556 and encodes 107 amino acids. NCBI's taxonomy places the organism in Eukaryota, Metazoa, Arthropoda, Insecta, Hymenoptera, Ichneumonidae. The transcript is spliced from 4 exons.
AAAAUCCUUUCUUAAAAAAGACAUUUCGAUAUCGAAAUCUGAAGCCUCUAUUCGUUGCUAUGGUUUUGUUUAUUCGUUGCCAUGCAGGCUUGCGACGUAUCGUCGGUGUCGAAUGUGGAGCCUUUGUUACCAUGGUCGUUGCCAUGGUCAUGGUUUUGUUUAUUCGUUGCCAUGAACAUCGUCAGUUGCCGCCAAGCACGCGAAGAAAGUGGUGGAAUCAAGAAAAGACAAAAUGACGACAUCAACGACUAACGAAUUUACGGCGACGACAGAAGAAUUCACAAGCAAUGAAGAAAUGGAUGAAUUCAUCGCGGGAGACGAAACCAUCUACUUCACUGGAUAUAUUGAUAGUAUUGAAGGCUCUAAACUGGUUGACAAAGGUGUUAAGAAAGUUUUAUACAAGUUCGUGGUGAACAACGGCAAAGGAAGGAAAAUGCGGGUAUUAAUGUGGGAAGAGGUAGCGAAUAAGUACGAAGCUUCAUUGCGUUGCAAAGAUAUAAUAAGAAUUUGGAACGGAAAAGAAUUUGGAACGAAAAAUUUGCUACGGAAAAGCUAGACAGGAUCCAUCCACUGGCGAGACACCUUUCGUUGGUGGCUGGAAAAUUAUUAGGACGGCAUAUUUGAAAAGAGGAUUGCCAGGUUAGGCGGCGGAUAUCAUGGCAAGCUCCAUCGCCACUUCAACAUUAAAAAAAUACGAAUGUAGUUUGAAACGUUGGUGGGAUUUUACUCAAUCGAAUAAGUUAGAUAUUUUUCUACCCCAAACAACGGAUAUAAUUACAUUUCUAAACCAUCGCUAUGAAGAAGGAGCAAGCUACACUACAUUGAAUACUGCGCGUUCAGCAAUAUCUUUAAUAUCAUCACGCGAUAUCCUGUGAGGAACCAGUAUAUGAAUAAGUAGACAAGUAAAAAAUUCAUACGUGGCUUGUAACGGUAGACCCGUUUCAAACACCCCCCGCCACCGCCCUUCUCGCAACAGUGUCGCCAUCUCCCAAGGAAACCUGUAAUGAGAAAAGAAAAUUUAGAAAAUAAAGAAAAACUAAAAGAUAUUUCGAGCACCGGGUUCAUUAUUUGGGUAACAGAGGGAAUUUAUUCUCGGAAACCAAUAGAAGGUGGGAAACAAAUAAGUAGAAGAAGGAAAAGAAACUCUGCCCUCCUCUGUCUCCGAUAGGCCGUACCCUUUUCGUCACAGCCUUGUGAAAUUAACUACCAAAAGGAUCCCUACGCCAACCGCGAUUCGGGAAGAUCAAUUGGUAAGAUAACUUUCUUACAAGGUCAAUGACGAAACAGGAGAGGCCAGAGAGCAGCAGAAUCAAUAGGGCUAUGUAAGGGACGAUAGGCAUUCAGACAAACUUACCAAGCAUUCCGCUGCGGAGAAAUCAGGCCAGAUUUAGAAAUUUGUAAUUCGAAAAGAUUGAUCCUCGCCUUCAGCCUCCGAACAGCAGCUCUUUCGGGAUAAACCUGUCAGGGGAUUUCAGAACAAUUAAUAUGAGAAAUGGGGCAACGGAAUAACCCAACGGGAAAAAAAUAAUAAUCGGGAGUACCAAAGGGGAAAGAGAUUGCUAUUGGGAGUAACGUGGGGGCAAAGGGGAUAAGAAAUUUAAGGCGGGACGUCAAACCCAGAAUCCAACUUAAAAGCAAAUUCAGAAUCAAGGGGAGGAAGAAAGGAAACAAGGAUCAAUCUUGAGAACGAGGAGUAGCGAUAAGCGACGAAACAAAAGGAAGCGAAUAAAAGGAAUAAGUGUACAGAAACGGGACUUUAAGGGGAAGGGAAAACAAGAAACGACAAAAACGAAACAAGGAGAUCGAAAAUCAAACGAUAAACAAAACCACAUACAUCACCUCCCGUAACAAAACAAUCACUGUAACGACACACAAUAAAACAAUCACAAAACACUUAGGUAUAUGGUUGCACUAAAGCCGGCACGAACUAACUGAUACACGAAAAACAUUGUGAAACUGCGCGGACAAAGGAGACUUAAUAAACAAUUCGAUAGUCGAGCCGGGUGUCGAACAGCACGGGCGCGGCCAUUUUGAAAAACGGUCAUUGUGGACAGUGGGUCGUCUCGCGAUCAGAGCGCCAGAGAAGCGACACUACGGGUAUCGACCCGACCGAGAUUUAUCGAUAGAUGUGACGAAUGCGUAAUUCGUCACCAGAGUGCGCUAAGAACCGCGAAUUUGCGAAUUUCGUACUUUAGCAUUUCAUACGGAUUUGAUAAUUUGAUCAUUGAAAUAUUAACAAAUGAGAGGAACGUGACGGACUUGGGUGACUAAUAUAUAAGUAUAGCAUAAACAAUAACCGCUAGUCGAUAAGAAAUACGAACGUAUUGACUAACUCAUUCUUAUAGUUUACAUUAUAAUAAUCUCCAUACGUUGAAAUGUAUCGGAAUAAGGCUUUCUUUGAUUUCUUAUAUAAAUAGUUCUAGUAUUCCAAUACGAUGCUUUUACCCACUUUCAUCUUAUAAACAUUAGGCUAGGACAUAUCCUUCGUCACUCUUAUGCUAAGGACCUAGAAUAAUAAGGGCAUUGUGUGGUUGCGAAGCGAGCGUGUGAAACCGAAGCGUGGGUCGCGAGACCCCAGAAUUCGAAUGAGUGGGAGAAUGAAGAACAACGUGAUUGGUCCGCGUAUGAGCGGAGCGUACGGAGUCUGCGCGUGAGAAUCAAAAGAUUUGUGAGACUAAAAGUCGAACGGAAUAGAAUUAAGGGAGAACAUUGUUGUCAGCCGAAGAGUCAAGAUCCAUAUUUUCGUCAAUAUAUUCAUAAAACAUUUAAAUCUUUGUCUUGAGUUAUUGAAGAGAAAUUCGCAAGGCGAGUUUCAACUCCUUAUCAAUCGAACCCACCCAAAACUAAAUCAUUCGAAAUAAUAGUUACUAUAAUUCCCGCUCAGAGCGUUACAAAGAAACAACACCAACGCCAUCGGGUGAACAUUACACGAAACCACACACAAAUCACAUACAUCCCGCUAGAUUAAGAUUACAGAGGGAACUUUAAACCAAUUCAUUGUAUACAACUAGAUUUAGGAAUAAAAGUACUGUUAUUAUUUUCUCAGCA